This is a messenger RNA of Drosophila persimilis, 3051 nucleotides long. It is a transcript of the gene pnt, whose product is annotated as ETS-like protein pointed. The transcript is spliced from 9 exons. Gene Ontology annotation, molecular function: sequence-specific DNA binding; DNA-binding transcription factor activity, RNA polymerase II-specific. Lineage: Eukaryota; Metazoa; Arthropoda; Insecta; Diptera; Drosophilidae. Bases 581 to 2809 code for a protein of 742 amino acids. The record is from RefSeq and is a predicted model, not a curated record. Gene Ontology annotation, biological process: regulation of transcription by RNA polymerase II; cell differentiation. Gene Ontology annotation, cellular component: nucleus.
ACCACAAAAAGCGCUUAAAAAUACAUCAAUCGCGUGUGAGUGUGUUUGUGUGUUUCGCGUGUGAUUUUCUAUGUGUGCGUGGGUCGCACUCCUCUGAUCCGUCGGCAUCGGCAUCGACAUCGACAUCCAACGUUCCUUCUUAUAAGCCGAACUAAAGCCCGAACUAAAUCCGAGGCUCUCGGCUGUUUCUUGUGUGUGUGUGUUUCCUUUCGUUCGCUUUGUUUCAGGCACGUAAUCUGUCGGCGCUCUUCCCCUCUCUGUCUCUAACCACGGUUUCGCGUUUACGGGCCCUAAUCAACCUGCUGAUCCCCUCCAGAGACACUCACGUAUACCGUAUACCGAAAGAGAAAGAGAGAUAGCUAUCCUGCUUCGAUCAAGAUUAUGCGCCUAAUUUGAAGCUGUAAUUAAUUUGAAGAUACCCUAAUAAAAAGAGUGAACGAACACCACGGCGAAGCGGAUAACCAGAGGCAAAGAAUAGAACCGAACCACACGAAAUUCAACCUUCUACCACAUUUUUGAGGGGCGUUUGUCUAUACCCGGCGCUAUUUUAUUAACCCCCCACCGCCGAUGCCUUCACAAUAUGGAAUUGGCGAUUUGUAAAACAGAUCUAUCUGCCACGAAGUUUAUGCUGCCACCACCAGCGUUGCCCCCGCAAGCCACCGCCAUUGCCACCGGAGGACCCGACCACUCUUCGUCGUCCGUUGCACAGUUUUCCUUCUCUCACAACCUCAACGAACUGUUCAACGGCUUCAACGCUGGCCAUCGGUUCAAAUCGCAACCAAAUAGCAGCAGCCACAAUACUUUGUGCCACAAUUCCACAUUCAGCAUUCAUCCAUCGGUGGUGCCAUCGAUCCUGAACAGCAAUAACACCAACAGCAACAUGAGGCUCAAGAAGAACCGAAAAGUCACAUUUCUAUCGAGUUUAGUGGAGUCGAAGAACAUCUUCAUCAAAGAGGAGCCCAUCAAUGGGUGCAAGGAUUUAUCGGAUAUUUCAGAUCAUGAGGCGUCCUUGGAUGUGCCCACUGCCUUGCCACCCCUCACGCCGGGCACCAAUCGCAAGGUCAACGAGGUGCUCAAGGCCAGCUUUGCCUCCUGGGAGAAGGAGGUGCAAAAGUACAACAUAACCAAAGAUCCCCGUGAGUGGACGGAGGAGCAUGUCAUCUAUUGGCUGAAUUGGGCCAAGAACGAGUUCUCGCUGGUCUCCAUGAACCUCGAUCCCUUCUACAAGAUGACGGGUCGCGCCAUGGUCGAGUUGGGAAAGGAGAAAUUCCUGGCCAUCACGCCGCCCUUCACCGGCGACAUACUGUGGGAGCAUUUGGACAUCCUACAGAAAGAUUGCGAGAAGCCAAAUGAGGAUAUUGUGCACGGCAACUCCUUUGAGUCGUCGGCCACCACUGCCUCGGUCUGUGGAUCGGACCAUCAGGUAGCCCCCAAUUACCCCACGUCGAACACGGGAGCAGAGGGAACAUCCAACUCCCAAACGGCGGGGGUCUCCAGUAAUAAUACUAGCAAUAAUAACAACAACAACAACCGCCUGUCGUCCAUGGAUUUUGGUACGGGAGCGGGGAACAGUGAUAAAAGCAGCUUCCAUCCAGCAUCCUCCCAGCACAAUGGCUACGGCAGCAAUACACAUGAACGACCCAACAACAGCCCGCCCCCGCAGCAGCAACAGCAGCAGCAGAAUCACAACACGAACACGAACAACAGCAGUGGCAACAGCAGCAACAAUUCGAUGCUGCCACCUGCUGUGCAACAGCAGAGCUCCAGCGACAGUAACAACACCAGCAACAACAACAACAGCAACAAUACGAAUCCAAGCAACAACAAUAACAAUAACAACAACAACAACAACAACAACAACAUCAACUACCAAUUGGCCGCCAUUUCCGCCAUAUACCACCAGCAUCAGGUGAAAGAGGAGCCCGGAACGCAAAACGGAAGCGGUGGCGGCAGUGGCGGCUCCUAUGCGUCAGGGCCGAAUGGCAGCCAGAACGAUCCCACCGAUCUCAGUAGCUAUGGCCUGCCACCGCAUCUUGCCGCCGCCUACAGCGGAGGAGCAGGCAGUGGCAGCAGCAGCGGGGGAGGAGGCACAGCCUCCAAUGGGGGCGGAGCGGCGGGGGAUGACAGCGAUUACCACAGCACCAUCUCGGCGCAGGAGCACCAGAGCCAGGCCUCGAGCGGAGGCAACGGCAGUGGCAACAACAGCAGCGGCAACAGCAAUGGCUACGGCAUGGAUGGAAGUCCGGACUUUUACAACUCGUACGGACGGGGACGCUACCACGACUAUCCGCCAGAGUUCACGCCCUACGAUGCCCAGCCCUUCCAGUCGAUGGGCGCCCAACCGACGGCCAUGGAUCAGUGGGGGGCACACACGCACCCACAUCCGGCGGCAUACAUGAGCACCCUGGGGCUGGACAAGUCGCUGCUCGGUGGCUACACGACGCAGGGCGGAGUGCCGUGCUUCACGGGCUCCGGACCCAUCCAGCUGUGGCAGUUUCUGCUCGAACUGCUGCUGGACAAGACGUGCCAGAGCUUCAUCUCGUGGACCGGCGACGGCUGGGAGUUUAAGCUAACAGAUCCAGAUGAGGUGGCACGUCGCUGGGGCAUACGCAAGAAUAAGCCCAAGAUGAACUACGAGAAGCUGAGUCGCGGCCUGAGGUACUACUACGACAAGAACAUCAUCCACAAGACGGCUGGCAAGCGCUAUGUCUACCGCUUUGUCUGCGAUCUCCAGAAUCUAGUUGGCCACACCCCUGAGGAGCUGGUGGCCAAGUACGAUCUAAAGAUUGAGAAGAAGGAUGUGGACUAGCAGGAGAGCAGCACGGAAGCUGCCUAAACGAUGAAUUGCAGCAGCAGCAGCCGCAGCCACAGCGGCAGUUGGAGCAGCCGUCGAAGAGGAUUGAGAGUCAGAGCUGCUUCCCGCAGCAGCAGCGGCAGCGGCAGCAGCAGCCACGGAUUGUACUCAACAAAAAACAGAGAAAUAUAUUGUUUAAAUCAGCGUGAUGUUAGCUUUUAAGCAGCAAGCAGUACCACCCACCACACCCAGCCAGC